AUUAAAACUGCUGGGCGCAAGCGGCGAGGCACCAUUGCUGGGCGGCUGGCGCAGCUCGUCGCAUACGCCGCACGCGCCCGCCACGCCUGCGCCACACCACUCCCACAACCAUCUUGCGCACAACGCACCGCCUCACUGCAACGGCACCGACACCGGUAGCAGAGGAGGUCUCCGCCGGAGAUCGACGUACACGAGCGGGCGGUUGCGGUCAGGGCCGCACUGGUCGUUUGUGUUCGACCCCGCCGGCCGCCUGUGCUACUACUGGUCCAUGGUCGUCUCACUCGCCUUCCUUUAUAAUCUUUGGGUUAUAGUCUACAGAUUCGCUUUCCAGGAGAUCAACGGUGAAACACUUAUAGUGUGGUUCUGCCUGGACUAUUUUUCGGAUUUCUUAUACCUGGCGGAUAUUUUGUUUCACUUUCGCACGGGGUACCUGGAGGACGGCGUGCUGCAAACGGACGCGGCGAAGCUCCGCGCGCACUACAUGAACUCUACGGUGUUCUACAUCGACUGCCUCUGCCUGCUGCCUCUCGACUUCCUCUACCUCUCCAUCGGUUUCAAUUCGAUAUUGCGUUCGUUCCGCCUCGUGAAGAUAUAUCGUUUUUGGGCGUUCAUGGACCGCACCGAACGGCACACGAACUAUCCUAACUUGUUUAGAUCAACCAGUUUAAUUCAUUAUUUAUUAGUGAUAUUCCAUUGGAACGGGUGCUUGUACCAUAUAAUAUAUAAAAACAAUGGGUUCGGUAGUAAAAAUUGGGUGUACCAUGACACGGAGACGGCGGACGUGGUGAAACAGUAUCUGCAGAGUUAUUAUUGGUGCACGCUGGCGCUCACGACGAUAGGUGACUUGCCGCGGCCGCGCAGUAAAGGCGAGUACGUGUUCGUGAUAGCGCAGUUGCUGUUCGGGCUGUUGUUGUUCGCCACGGUGCUGGGCCACGUGGCUAACAUCGUCACCUCCGUCAGCACCGCCAGAAAGGAGUUUCAGGCGAAACUGGACGGUGUGAAGACGUAUAUGCGCAUGAGGCGAGUGCCAACGCACCUGCAGGUGAAGGUCAUCAAAUGGUUCGACUACCUGUGGCUGACACAAAAGUGCUCAGACGAGGAGAAGGCGGUUUCCUGUCUACCAGACAAACUGAAGGCUGAGAUUGCUAUUAACGUACAUCUCGACACCUUAAAAAGAGUGGAAAUCUUCCAGAAUACAGAAGCGGGCUUUCUAUGUGAGUUGGUCCUAAGGCUCAGGCCGGUGCUUUUUUCACCUGGUGAUUAUAUCUGUAGGAAAGGUGAAGUCGGCAAGGAAAUGUACAUAGUGAACCGAGGGAAGCUGCAGGUAGUUGGUGACAACGGGAAGACCGUCCUGGCAACUCUAAAAGCGGGUUCUUAUUUUGGCGAAAUUUCCAUUCUGAACAUGGGCACGGCAGGCAACCGUCGGACAGCGUCGGUGCGCUCCGUCGGCUACUCGGACCUAUUCGUGCUGAGCAAGAAAGACAUGUGGGACGUGUUGAAAGAGUAUCCGGCCGCCAGAGUUCGCCUCGAAGCCAUCGCCGUCAAGAGACUUGAGAAAUAUAAGAAAGCGCCACUAGAGAAAGUGGCAAUGGGGCGGUGUCAAUCGACGCCUGGGCUCGUGGAGACCAGCGGGCGCGUGCCCAUAGAGGAGAUGCAGCUCCCGCCCGCGCCGGUGCCGCCCCCCCUGCACUCCUCACACCCGCCUUCCUACCGGGACCAGCUUUAUAGUUCGUCAGUAAGCCCUCUUCGUGUAGCAUCUCCCGUAGCGUCGUGCGCGUCGAGCGCGCGGAGUAGUGCGGCGGGCGGCGGCAGCGUCGCGGCCGGCAGUCUCGCGCCGCGUGUGCUGCUCGACUCGCACGAGGCGCUCGAGUGCGAGAUUAAGCGUUUGCGCGAGCGACUCUACACGGUCGAAACAGAGAACGCCGCCAUGUCAGCCAAACUCAGCCAGCAGCAGUGGGAGGUCGACCAAAGGUUGCAAGAGAUCGAAAUGCAGAUAUGUGGCGGCAGUUCGUUGAGCUCCCAGGAAGACAACGAGCGCAACCGCGAGAGCAUCAUUUAACGGCGCGCCAUAGCCGAGCGGCCGCGGGCGCGCCCGCUGUCCUUGCCGCCUCUCCCGGUGCUGCGGCUCUCUGCCGUUUACUGACAGCCGGGCCCGCUGUCGCCCCCGCGCCACCCGCGCCCGCCGCACAACUCUCUCCGGCUGCCGAUCUGUGUCCACUCGUGUUACUCGCCUUGUUGUCUCGUACUCUGGUGACCUCUGUGAACUAUGAAUGUACCGUGAACAUUUAGUGUUUUUAUGAAUAAUAUUAUUAUGGAGUAUUUAAAUACGAAUUAACUUUAUCAAAUUUAUAUAUAUAUAUACGACUCGCUGAUAUUUGACGAGUGUCGUGGAGUGAGAUUUUGCUGAGACAAUAUUAUCUUAAAUUUAAAAUUGUUUAGGUACAUCAAGGUGUUUAGUGUGUGUGGUGUACGCGCGACGUGGAUGGCGCGCGUGACGCGUCCCAUGGCGCGCCGCGCUGCGCCGACUCGCCGCGCCGUCUGCGCAGUUUGUACUCGAUAUAUUGCUUCUUCAGUUCGAGAGUUUUCUUCACGUUGCGUUGUCCAUUCUUUGUCUGUUGUAUCGUGAACUGAGUCCAUGACUCGGUUUCCCGCAGGACGUUUGAUUUAUGGAUUCUUCAAUAUUGUUGAAGUGGCUAUAGUUAUUUCCUCAGUACUAACUAAUUUGUUGUUAUCUAUUUGGGUGUCCGCUAAAGUUAUUUAUGUACAGCGAAGUAAUUCACUGUCGAGUUAGUGCGUUUGUGUACAAAAGUUAUCGUGUAGCGUGUAAUCAAUAUUGGUUCCGAGUGACAAUAACGGGCUCAGUGAACAUGCUGUGUGUAAGGUUUUUAUGUUAACUCAUAAAUAGAAGAGGAAAUGGAUAUUUUCUUAUCCAUUCAAUUUGAGCUUUAAUUAUUGUAAUAUCCCGGAAGACUUGAAAUACAUUAUUAUACCAAACCGAUUUACGAUCAAGUUACGUUUACACUGACCUUCAUUUUGUUCAUUAAGAAGUCUAGGGAAUAGUUAUUUUAUUGUCUCUAAAUUUCUUAUAAACUAUGUAUAUUCGAAAAUAUAAUAUUAUUACGAUUCUUAAACAAUUUUGUCAGUUUAAAGAAGACAUAAAUCGAAAAUAGUGUGUUGUAAUUUGUUAUAUAAAAUUGAUUAUUACCUAUGUAUUAAGGAGACGUAGCUUAAAACUGGUAACAUGUCAGUUUUCGUAAUUUAAAGAUUACUACUGCCAUAUAAGAAUUAAGUAGAUAAAAUGUUUUAAUGUAAAAAUAUUGAUGACGACUAAAUAACAUUUUGUACUUGUAUUCUUUCUAUUUAUCUAAAUUUGUUUUAAAAUCGUUACAUUAAUGUGUCUACAUAAAUGAAUUUUAUUGUUGAAGCUUCACCGUUCCUUUGAACAGAGUUCCUUUAAUAGUAUUCAUUUCACUCGUGUAUUAAGAAACAAAACAAUACCAAAAAUGUGGAAGUAAAAUAUUGUAAUUCAACACUAAGUAAAUUGUAAAUACUUAUUCUAAUAUCUAUGAUACGUGUUUGUAAGCUGUUUUCAUUGAUACUGUAAUUUGUUUUAAAAGCCAAAGUUACCCGAAGGAUUGUUGGAAGGAUUGGAGCGCGGCUUUGUUGAGGGAUCAUGAUUUGUUUUUAUGGUAAACAAGCGGUCAGGUGGCAGCACGCGGCGCCCUGCUCUUCGCUGGGUCGCGGCGCCUACCGCCCAGUACCAUGCUCUAUUACUUGCAAUCUACAUAUACAUUGUAACGGUACUGCGCUACGUGCGUUGCCUCACUCGACUGCAUGCAGUUUACUUCUGCUUACAUACUCGUUAAUAAGUUAUCAAUUGUUUCGGUCACUAUUUAUUUUAAUAACGCCCCGGGAUAAUAGAUAGGCGAUAAAAUUUUUAACUGUAAAUAAAAUAUUUAUUUAUUGUUAUUAUAUUCCAUAAAUUUUUCUUCUUACAUAUUUCUCAAUUGUAAAAUUAUGAAAGAGAUGCAUUAUGCGAUGAAUAAUUAUAUAUUUAACGAGGACGCAAGUGCUUUUUAUCAUAUUAACUGUAAGCUUGUCAUUCUACGAUAGUGUAGCGGCGCGGGGUAAAAAAGAGCAGCGAUUUAUUUUGUUCAUAUUUUCCAAAUAUAAUUAUAUUCAUUGUUUGGCCACACGAUUAAUAAAAAUAUAUUAUACUUAUUGAUUAUUGUUCUCGCAGCGUUGUUAAUGUGUUAUCUCGACGACGCGGCACUGACAUUGAACGCUGUGCUCUUUCACCCCCUGCCGCACGUCGGACCACAGUUUGCUGUCAGCAGACGAUCAUACGGAUUGUAAUUCCUUUUGUAAUAAUUAUAAUAAGUGCUAUUUAUGAACUUCACACAAGUGGAAGUCAACGGAACGCGGUAAUUGUAUGAGUAUUAUUUAAAAUGGUGUCGGAACGCGGUUCGGUAGUUUUGCAGUAACCAGGCUUGUGCAUCUUAAAUUGGAAAUUCAAUUAUGUAUCGCACAUGAUUCAUUUUAUUGUUAAUAAAAAGAU
This is a messenger RNA of Manduca sexta (tobacco hornworm), 4558 nucleotides long. Its product is annotated as cyclic nucleotide-gated cation channel alpha-3. Gene Ontology annotation, cellular component: plasma membrane; intracellular cyclic nucleotide activated cation channel complex. Gene Ontology annotation, biological process: monoatomic cation transmembrane transport. The transcript has 11 exons. Gene Ontology annotation, molecular function: cGMP binding; intracellularly cGMP-activated cation channel activity; intracellularly cAMP-activated cation channel activity. Lineage: Eukaryota; Metazoa; Arthropoda; Insecta; Lepidoptera; Sphingidae. Bases 269 to 2059 code for a protein of 596 amino acids. The record is from RefSeq and is a predicted model, not a curated record.